Messenger RNA from Aedes albopictus (Asian tiger mosquito), 8326 nucleotides. It is a transcript of the gene enc, whose product is annotated as protein encore. NCBI's taxonomy places the organism in Eukaryota, Metazoa, Arthropoda, Insecta, Diptera, Culicidae. Gene Ontology annotation, molecular function: nucleic acid binding. The transcript is spliced from 14 exons. The record is from RefSeq and is a predicted model, not a curated record. The coding region runs from base 1798 to 7536 and encodes 1912 amino acids.
GGGGAGCUCAGCCAGCCUAGCAGCUCGCACUUCGCAGGUCAGGCACAGUUCGGGUUUUGCUUUCGCCGUGGUCACACGCGUUCGUCUUGGUCGUCGUCGUCGUCCUGGUACAGUGUCCAGCCAGAGAGUGUCGAGAAGGGUGCACCGCACCCCCAUCGAUUGCCCGCGGUCCGCGCCUAGCGCCCGUUCUCGUGUGCGUAGGUACCCACAAUAGCUAGCUGGCUGGGUGUGCAAGUGAGUGAGUUACCCUGGAUGCGUGAGUGCGUGCUCCCCAAAAACGCUAUCACAAAAGUGAUUGCUGCGUUCGGAUUGGGAGUCUUAUUUUGCUCGUUCGUUCGAUAUAGGCAAAUGUACCCCGUAGGUACAGGUAGAGCGCAGCAAAGUGUGUGCAAUGAUUGUUUGAAAAUGGUGCAGAACGAAGCAAUCACGGCGGAAAAAUGGCAACUUGAAGAUGGGGAAAAUGUGCUGGGAUAGUGAAUUGCGGGUUUCGUGAAAAAUAAGGAUAGAAUAAUCUCAUUUUAGGAUCGUGAGGGUUUCGUAGUGAAAAAAGUGAGCUUCUGGAGUGAAAAAAAAACGUGCCGAGCUAGAAAAAAUGAGUCCUGAAGGCUAAUGGGUUCCUGAGAAAAGAAAAAGUGAUUGAAUUGAUCGGAAUUGACGACGAUUAUACCGAUGAGUGUAGGAGAACCCAGGAGCUUUGGAAUGGCAAUAAUGCACUUGUUCGCCUAAUAGUAUUGGAAUUUUGCAGCUGCAAUCGAUCGAUGCCAUCGGAAAGAAAAAACGGAGAUGGGUAGCAUACAAUUUUAAAAAUAGUUCUAAGUGAAAUAAAGGAAAACGCGAAGCAAGUGUCGAAGCGCAAAUGAAGAACCACACUCACCAACUGUGAUGUGCGCGUAACAGCUAGAAAUUGCCAGUGUGUGAAAAUUCAGCGAAAACAAAAAAAAAUCUAAAAGUGACAACAAUUGUGUUCCAUUUGAAACACAAAAAAAAACGACAAACAAAGCCUAAUCCGUUUUAGUUGUAUAUUCAACUUCGUCGUCGUCGUCGUCGUCAAGCCGAACAACAUACAGUUAGUGAGUGACCUGUAGUGAGUGGGAUCCAAGCUGCGCUCGUCUCCUGUCGCGAGGAGCGAGUGCCCCCAAAUGGGUGGAAAAUCGCUCCCACCGUCGUCGUCGUCGCCGUCGCCGUUGUUACGUAACGAGAACACGCUGGUAGUCCAGUCCGGUCAAUGGAACACCACGACGACGAAGAAGAUUGUGAUGGAACUUGAAGAUGACAUUUCUUAUUCCUGAAUCUGCAUCGGGAAUCACGCAACGCUAUCCUCCUUCUGUUUAGUGUAGUAAAUCAACGUGGAAAUCCCUCUAGUACGAAGAAGUUCCCAGAACCAUUUCCAAGGAGCAGCGAAUCACGAAAACCCGCUCUGUAACUCUCUGGCGUGUGUGUGAAGAAAAAUAAGGUUGAAAACGACAGGAAGUGCUGCAGGUGCAGGUGCUGGCGUGCCGGAAAAGUGAUUUGUUUUCAACCUCAACCUUGAGUCUCGGCUCGGUUGGGGCUGGGGUUGUUGGGUGAGUGAGUGCGAGGAAGUUUUGUAACCUACCUACAUCUACAGUCAGUGCAGUGUGUGAGUGUGUGGCGUUCGACGAGAGUUCGUGUUGAUUCGAGACAUCCCUAAGAAAUCCGUACAAGCUGGCUGCACUCGCCGAUUACUUUGGAGAUAUUUUCCUUUCAUUAACCAAUAAGAAACAUACCGCUAGCAAGCAAAAGAAAAGCAAGAAAAGCAAACGCCACUCCUCGCAGAACAUGAGUACAGGCCCCGCACAAGUCGCCGUCGUCUUACCGAACAAUAACAACAACUGCAGCAACAGUAUCGGCAACAAAGCACCAUCCGUCUCCACCGGUAGUAGUGGCAUUGGCAGUGCUUCAGUAGUCACAGCAGCAGCACCACCACAACCACCUUCAUCAUCACCAUCAUCAUCCGCACCGAGCACCUCCACGAACACCACCACCAUCACAUCAACCAACUGGCAGUCUUGUCCGUCGUCACCAACCGAAUCGUCGUCGCCAUCGGCAACUUGCCAUAGUAGCACUAACAACAACAACGGUUGUAAUAUGGCAACCGUAGCGGCGGCGGCGGCGGCAUCAGCGGCAACGACAACGGCGGCAGUCAGUUCGGUUAUUGCGUCACCAGUGUCACCCGCGUUGUCUAGUAGUAGUACAAAUGCACAGAAGCAGGAGCUUACAACAUCGUUGGCGACGGGGUCAGCGACGGCAGUGGAUCAUCCAUCGAGCCAAGUGACAUCGGCGGCACCACCCACUUCAACGGCGACGUUGGCGGAUCCACUCAAUCGACCGACCAGCCUCGGCGGCAGACAACGGACUCUUGGCGGCAAAGGCAAGCAUUUAACCCGAAGUCACGCCAUGCGUGAGUCAACCUCCCCUCCCCGAACGCCCACACCGCGAUCACCUUCAGAUCAGCAGAACAACAACAGCAGUAGUAAUGGCUCUCCGAGUCAGCACCAGCAGAGCAUGCUGUCUAUCAACGCGACAUCGUCCGAGCCACCGUGUAUCAUCAGUAGUAGCAACUCGCACUCGCCAGUAUCGGAAUCUCGGCUGUUCAACAACAACAACAACAAUGACUACGGCAACAAACAGACUUGCAGCAAUUCGCCAAAUAUCGUUGUCUACGGGGGUGACGAACGAGGCGGGAAGAGUCAGCUGGAUCUAGACUUUCCCAAGCUCACACCCCCGAAGUCGUCGUACGGGCCCAAUGGGUCCAACGGCGGUAACAACGGCAAGAAUAGCAAUGGUAGAAACAAUGGUACCAAUAGUAACUCUAAGAGUGAUUCAGACAAACAAGGCAAAAAUGCCGACCUGGUAGACCAGCAGAAGGAACUGAAACAGCAGGCCGGCCCACUCAUGCUGGACUGCUGCGGCGAUCAGUCGGUUAAGACUGGUCUGGCCGUUUCAACGCCUGCCAUCAUCCCCAACAAUACGUCAUCAUCGUCGCCAGUAUCAUCAAAUAAUAACUAUUGUGAUAAUGAGAAUCGUAAUUUACGUGAGGUUAAUUUUAGUGCUAAUAGUAAUGAUUCUAACAAUCAGAUUAAUAUACAAUUUUCACAUGAGGAAAAUCGAUAUAUACAAUGUGAAAGUCCUACUGAUAGCCUUAUAAGAAAUAACAGUAGCUCUAAUGGUAAUCUAAAUAGUAGCGCUCAUAACAAUAAGAAGCACCGUGGUGCUGGAGGAAACGGUGGUGGUGGCGGCGGAGGCGCAGGUGGAGGAGGAGGUGGUGGAGGGAAUGGUAUUCCCGUCACAGGCAAGGGCAACAAGCCGCGGCUCAAAAAUAUGAGUGGCGGAUCGUCAUCGAGCAUGGAUGGCGGCGGAGGUUCAAUCGGAAGCGGUGGCUGCGGGGGAGGAAUGGGAGGAGGCGGUGGUGGAUCUUCGAGCUUUCUCUCACGGGACAAUUCGUGCGAGCAGUUUACCGACCAAAGUGGCGUCAACUUGAUUCAGUUUUUCAAGGAGACGCUGAACAAGAACUUCAAAGAUCGCAACAUGCUGAUGAAGAUCGAGAAGGAACUGCUUGCCCUGGCCAUGGAUCGUACCCGCAGCCAGAUCAAGUUUCCGCCAAUGUCUUCCUACAACCGGAUGUUGAUCCACCGGGUGGCGGCGUACUUCGGUAUGGAGCACAACGUGGAUGCCACCCAGCAAAGUGUGAUCGCCGAGGUCACUUCGGCCACACGAAUACCGGAGAUACGGUUCAAGACACUGAUCAACGAGAGCUUCUCCGAAGAACCGCGCAAGUCGAUACUGAAGCGGGACACGCACAGCUUCGACGAGUAUCGGUAUGGAUUGCUGCAUUGUCCCGAUCGGGGCAUACUGGACCGAAAGGCAAAGAGCUUCGAGGAACGGGAGGAGGAAUACGACAAGGUCAAGAGGAGAAUCUUCAAGAAUCGCGAGGAUGGCAGUUCCGAAGAACACUGGCAGUGGAUGUCGACUGAUAACCCCGAACCACCAAACGGUCGACCUAAGCUUCAAAACAAUCGCCUGCUUAAAGUACAAUCAGUGUCAAUUGAAGGACGAUCGGACGAGCGACCGUGUGUGUCCAAGUCGCACAGCUUCGGUGGCUAUGGAGGUUCAUCGCAAAAUGCUCCGCUACUGCGAGGCGACUCCAUAACGUCUACCAAGAGUGCCAGCGGACGACUAUUCACCAAGCAGGACUCCAACGCCAGUACAAAUACUCCAUGGCGGCUGUCUCCCUCCAGCAGUGGAUCGUACUUCACUUUCAGCUACAAAACUCAAUCGAUUCGAUCCGACUCGGUAACGCCAUCGCCAACCGGUUACGGAAGCGGCGAUCACACGCCGGAACCUUGCAUUCAAUCACCCUCUUCGACGUGCGGCGUUGUCUGGGCGGUCACCGACAUGGCCAGCGUACCGAAGGGAAGUGUACUGAUCGAUCCGCAGACGCUGCAACCGAUCGUCAAUCAGGAUGGCUCCAUUUACCACUUCGACCCGUCGAACCUCCCGGCCACGGCGAACCUUCCCGGUAGCGUACCCAGGGUGCAGAAGAAGAAGUUCGAAAAGCAGAAGUCCUUCAGCAGCCGGAACAAUCUCAACAGUAGCAGUUCGCUCGAAAGCUCCAUUGAUCUGCCGCUGGGCAACAAAAAUGACUGCGGUCAACAGACCACCAUCAACAACAACGCCACUACCACCAUUGCCGAGGAGAUCGGCAGUGAACUCAUCUACGAUGGCUCUACGAGCACGAUUAAGAUUACCACUAAAGAUAGUCACGAUAUUGACGAUUCUAGUCUAUGCGAGGAAAUCUCACAAACUACCAAUGAGCUUGGUACACUUAAGCUGCAGAAACACCAAGCAACCAGUCCAAUGCUGCAGGCCAGCGAACUGCAGCCCUUGGAGCUGAAUGAGAUUCAGCUCAACGCCAACCAUGAGCAUGGUGCAUUAUCGGAAGCCGUUACUCCAUUGGUGGGCGAUCCUGAAACAGGUUGCGGCACCCUGAUGGUAGUAGCGGUAAACAGUGAUACUAGUAGUGUCAAACACGAUAACCAACCGGAGCAUCAACAGCACGGCCUAGCCAGCGACGAUGCCAACGAUGCCAACAGCGAGCACUCCCAGGAGGCGGACAAAAAAGACGAAACGGGCGGCAAGAUGAACGCGGUACAGACAGUUCCUUUGGUAAGUUACUCCAACUCGGCGACACCCAACAGCGCGUACACGGUCAACUACGAGAACGGUAGCGGCACUCCGGGCGGCGUCGGCACUACCGUUUACGCUUCCGGAGCGCCGGGAAUGUCGACGACAUAUCAGACAGCGCCGGACGGCACUAUCUACGCUGUACCUUCACCACUAGUUUAUACAUAUCCUUCGGCAAUGGAUCCGGAGAUGUCCGGAUAUUUUGUUCCUGUCUACGAUCAGCAGCGUGAUCCGAGCAUGUGCACCGCUGCCGGUACACCGGUGUACCAAGCAGCUGCGGCCGCUGCCGGCGCGGCGUCUACAGUAUUACCGAUAGCGUACACUCCAACGGCGGCUUACAGCGGCGCCCCCCUCUACCAGAAUCCUACGGCGGUCAUGUACUCGUCGGAACAAUUCCCAACUGCGGCCCAAGCAACAGCCGCUGCUGCCGCCGCAGCUUCGGCCGGUCCUCUUCCACAGUAUCCAAUCGGGUAUCCUAUUGGUAUUGGCUAUCCCUUCAACAGUACAGCUUAUCAAAACUACUGGAAUCAACCGAUCACCUAUUACGUCCCUCAAACGCCGGUUCCCUCUGCGGGAAGCACGCCGAUCAUCAUGCCUCCUCCGCAGACGCCGACGAAUAGCAGCAUGAUGUCAGCAACUUCCAUGCAUGGAAAACGGAACACCACGCCCCCCAAUCACGGCCAACAGUCCCAGAAUCAAGGGCAGAGCGCAUCCGUAACACCGGUACCGAUUUCUCCAUUCGCUACCAACAUACCGAUGCCGUUGCCCGAUCCGAACGCCGGCCCCAUGUACGCAAUUCCUCAGCCUAUCUACUCCAACAUGCUUCCAUUUACUGGUCCUAUGAAUCCGCACCCUCAUCACCCGUCGGCAGGCGCAGGUGGUGGCGGGACAAUCGUCAACUCAGUACUUCCCACUGCCACUGCAGCUGCUGCCAUCGGUUACCAUCAUCAUCCACAUUCUCAGUCCAACCAGGGCACCAACAUGGACUCGCUGCCCUCCAGUAAUGGAUCGGCCAGCAACAUCUACUCGAACCCUAGUCAGAACAAUGCCCAAACGCCUCAGUCUACGCCAAGCACGCCCUUGUCAUUGCCUCUCUCGUUACCUCCCCAUGGCAAGAAUCCACCGCUCUUUGCCACUCCUCCCAUUCUUCCCAAUGGCUACAACCCUCAAAUGGGGUCCGCUUCCGGUGGCGGAAGUGGUGCUGGUGCUGGUCAUCAUCACUAUAACCCUAGCCAUUCAUACGAAGAUCGCAAAAGCAGCGGAUCCAGCGGCGGUUAUCAAGGAAAGCGCUCGAAUGCAAAUAGCGGCAACUAUUUCAACUACAGCAACAAUAAUAACAGUCGCCAAAUGACGCCCAACAGCGUGGGUGGCGGUGGAAGCGGUGCCAGCAACUACCAGAACCAAGGCAAUUCUGGAACCAACGGCGGUCCCAAGAGCUACACAAACUCGAACAAUACAGGGAACAAUCAAAAUUCUAACACCGGUGGCCCACUGAUGCUGGGACAGCCCCCGAAGGGCCGAUCGGAGGGCCAGACAACCGUGACCAAGCCGCCACUGAUACCAACAUUACCAAACAACAAUAACAAUAGCACUAGCAGUAAUACCAACCCUAGCGAUAAGACACGCAUCAACCGUUCAUCAAAGCCACCCAAUCUAGACUUAAAGCGAAGCUACAACAACAAUUUUAACGUAAACAGUAGAAAUACGCCGAGCACAAACUCAACGGAAAGUAACAACUCACCAAACAGUAUUACAUCGUCAUCGGUGCACGAGCAUCACCCGUCGCAGCAUCACCAUCACCACCAUCCGCAGUCGCAGUCGCACCAUCCCUUCGGGCACGGUACCAGCGGCAGUGCUGCCGGGUCGCACCAUGCAUACUAUCCGCCACAGCAGCAGCAGCAACAACCGGCCUACUACCAUCACAGCCAACAGCGGGGCGGUAGCGUUGGUAGCAACAAUGGCGGUGGCGGCGGCGGUGCCGGUGGUGCCAAUGUCAACGCUUCAGCUGGUGGUGCAGCCAUGUCAUCCAGUGCCACCAUCCAGUCGGCGGCGGCAGUUGCAGCGGCCGCGUGCGCUGCGGCAGCCAUCGAGCCGUACCACCACUCGCAGCUGAUUCCGCUGAAUGCCACCGGGAUGUCCUACGUCAAGAUCGGGCAGACCUACUUUACGCAUCCCUCCUUGGCGUUGCCUCCGAGUCGCCGGUCGCCUCCUAAUGACAUACGUCCAAUCGCUGGAGUCUAUCCGGCCAUGAACAUGGUGAUGCCAGCAUCACGACAGUUCACACCACGACCUCAGCACAGCGGUGGCUACAAGGGCAACAAGGCGCCAAGAUAAAAAGCUUGCUAAUAUUCCGUAAGUAUGGAGAAAGCAGACAGCACUCUAAGCAACAAGUAUAGCAUACGAAUAUUAAAACUAAAGAAACUGCACUAUUUAAGAAACGCUAAUCACACCAUGGAUGGAUUAGAAUCACUCACACAACCAUAGACAAACAAAAAAACGAAAACACAACCAAAAAAAACGCGUAUCUGCGGCGGUUGUUAGGACCAUUUCCCGUCCGACGGAAGUCAUCUGAAGCCGGAUGGAGAACGUGAAGUCGUUUUUCUAAAGACUCGGAAAGUCCUAAGAAAUGGUUACCGCGGGAGAAGAGAAGAAGGAGGAUCUAGCGAGAACAAGAACAAUCGCCCGUGGAGAGAAAAUGCCAUUUAUUUUAUUACCGAUAAAAAUUAUUAAUAUAUACAUAUGUAUGAUUAUGAUUACCACAUUACAUAAACAGUGAAAGCAACACUAGAGAAAAAAUAAAAUAAAAAAAUAUGAUACCAGUUAAUAACUGAUAGAAACCUAAAACUUAAAGCAACAAAAAAUCAGAGUGAAUAAAACAAAACAAAAAAAAACAUAAAAGUAGCAAACGCUCUACCAGUGAUUCAAUCAACGCUAUGCGGAUUAUUUCUAAAAUAAUUUUUAAACGCGGGAUGAAGACGAAAAGAAGACAACGCGAAGAGCAAAACAAGCACAAAAAAAAACUUCUGAAACAGUGAUCAACAAACAAAAAAGAAAAGAAAGUAAGCAAGAAGCGGAAUACCAGUUGCUAGAUUGGAUUGUUGAAUAGGUGGAUAAGGAGGAAACG